Messenger RNA from Lachnellula hyalina, 2532 nucleotides. RefSeq names its product Serine/threonine-protein kinase (gene MPS1). Gene Ontology annotation, molecular function: protein serine/threonine kinase activity; ATP binding; protein serine/threonine/tyrosine kinase activity. The record is from RefSeq and is a predicted model, not a curated record. Lineage: Eukaryota; Fungi; Ascomycota; Leotiomycetes; Helotiales; Lachnaceae. The transcript has 2 exons. Gene Ontology annotation, cellular component: kinetochore; nucleus; spindle. Gene Ontology annotation, biological process: mitotic spindle assembly checkpoint signaling; protein localization to kinetochore; chromosome segregation. Bases 1 to 2532 code for a protein of 843 amino acids.
AUGGCGACCGCAUCUCCAACACCGAUGAGCUCUCAUUUCGGGUCCCUCUCUCGAAGACCCUCCUUACGACAGACACAAAAGCCUACAAGGCCUCCGCUAAGCCGUACAGACUCCGUGCCUCUUGGGUCUCAUGCGCGGACCUAUUCGCUUAACGACAGUUCUGACGAUGAAAUUGUUAUUCCCAUGAUGAAAUUCAGCGCCGAGACGAAUGCAUUGCUCAAUGAUGCUGCUCUGGCUGCCGAGAAAUCUUCCCCGAGUCACAAGCACAAUACAUCGGAUCCCGAAGAAGUAUACAAGUUCCGAGGUUCAAACACUGGUCAAGACGGAUCACCCCCGGGUACCAAAGUCCACAGCCCUUUCUCAAGAAGAAUAGUACGGUUGAGUGGUACUCCUGGCUCUUCCACUCUCCGAAGAAGAUCAUCAACAUUGUCUAAUGCUGUCCGGAAGCACAAUGAACAGCAAGCAGCUCCCAAGGCGGAAAGCCCCCUCGACCUCAGCACCCCAGCGCCUGUCCCAAGAACCGUUCGCAUACCUAUCACACAUUCUGGCAGCCAGGGGAGAUCUGGAAGCUCCUCUGGGCACGCAUCGAGCAAGGCGGACUCUGCAUCUCGAAAUGAGGAGGGAGAGCCUAGUUCACAAGGAUAUCCCGCCACCAUCGUCAGGUCUCAAUUGGCUUCCAGUCAGGGAAGCGUUUCAAGGUAUGGAGGAAUGGGACGCGCAAGAUAUGGCGAAGAAGUAGGCCUACACAGUUCAAUGCGAACCAAGCCGAAGAUCAAUGGGAGGUUUCUAAGCGGUCCUGCUAGGAGGGGAAGGAUACGCAAAAACGAUGAGGAACAGAGCCCAUUGGAGGAGCAUGGCGAUGGUUUAGACGCUGCUGGGUCGAGUCAAGAACCCCAGAGCCAGGAGUUUCAAGCGCCCGAAUCGCAAAGUCAGAAUCCCUCCAGCCAGGAGUCCGAGGUGAAUCAAGAUAUUUACCCACCGUCUUAUCGAGAUUUUGCUUCCGGAAGUCCCGUGAGUUCAAAAGAGGCCAUCAAUUCAAUCCUCAGAUCUAAGUCUCCACCACCACCAACACUAUCCAGUUCUCAGAGAUCAGCUGGCGGGGACUCCAAUGCUCGCGCUCCCCUUCAACCGAUACAGCCUGUGUUUAAAGUACCAGCGCCGAGGCCAGAUCUUCCCUCAACACACGACCAAGAGAACGAAGCUCCUCCGACUUUCAAAAGAAACAAACAAGCACCACUAAUUCACCUCGACAAGUUGGAGAAAGUGCCGGUGCGACCUGAAAGCCUUGACAUGAGUGCACUGCGCUCUGCUGGAUCUCCGGAAAGACGAGCUUUAGCGCCCCGGAGUCAAAACACCCCACGAAGACCAGCGCCACCUCCUCCGAAGAUGUCUAUCCUUGACGCGGCGACUAGUACUGCUGGAGCAGCUACAACCGCGAAUGCCGGUGGGAAGAGGAAUAGGAUGAAGGUUAAUGGGAAGUACUAUACUAGACUAGACUGCAUUGGACGCGGAGGAAGUUCAAGGGUAUACCGAGUUAUGGCAGAGAACUCGAAGUUUUUUGCUUUGAAAAGGGUCACUUUUGAUGAUGGGAUCGAUGAUAUAACGAGACGGGGCUUCGAGGGAGAAAUCGACCUACUCGAGAAGUUGAAGGGAGUCGACCGAGUCAUCCGUCUUUAUGAUCAUGAAAUGAAUGAGGAAAAGGGUAUACUCAGUGUACUUAUGGAAAUGGGAGAGUUGGAUAUGAAAAAGAUCUUGGACAUGCGUCUUGGAAUCGAGAACGCCAAAUUUGAUCCAAGUUUUAUCCGUCACUAUUGGAAGGAAAUGCUCUUAUGUCUCGAAGCUAUCCACGAGCACGACGUCGUACACUCCGACUUAAAACCCCAUAACUUCGUCCUGGUCCAAGGCAAAUUAAAGCUAAUCGAUUUUGGAAUCGCCAACGCCAUUAAACCCGACGAAACCGUCAACGUCCACCGCGAAACCCAAAUCGGAACCCCAAACUACAUGUCCCCGGAAUCACUCCAAGACUCGAACGCGAAACCUGAUUCCCGCGGCCGGAUUGCAAACGGGCCUAAGCUUAUGAAACUGGGGAAGCCGAGUGAUAUCUGGAGUCUGGGAUGCAUUCUCUACCAAAUGACUUACGGCCGCCCACCUUUCGACCAUAUCCAGAACUUUAUUCAGCGCUGUCAUGCAAUCAUCAACCACAAUUACCAUAUCGAUUACCCUGCGCUCGGAGUGGGCAACGUGCCCGUACCAGCAUCGCUCAUCAAGACCCUCAAAAAAUGCCUGACUCGAGACCAAUACAAGCGUCCCUCGGCAACAGAACUGUUAAGCGAUAAAGACCCAUUAUUGAACCCUAUUGAAUACGACGAACUUGCACUGCCGAUGACAGAGGAAUUGCUGGGACGCAUACUGUUGAGCGUCGCGAGUAAGAUGAAGCAGGCGACGCCGACUGAGAGUGAGUUAUUGAAAGUGUGGCCGCAGGGCUUUUUCGAGAAGUUGAGGAAGAAUAUAGCGGAUGAGAAAAGGUUGUGA